CGCUUUAAUAUUAUUUAUUUAUGAUUUAAAAAUAACUGUAGAAGUCAUCACCAUAGUCAUCAUCACUAAUCUCUGCAGUAGUCACCACUAGAACAAUGAGAACAACCUAUAAUAAAAGGGUAUCCAUAUCACAAUUAAAAGAUCCAGUAAUUGUUCAAUGAAUGAGGAUUGAGGGUAGUAUGAAGUCUUAUGAACGUUAAUUAGAUUCCGACGCAACGUGAGCACGUGCGCUCCUAUUUGUGGCUCCCAUCGAUUUUGUGAUUAAGAAGAAAAAAUGUCUUCCGAUUCGGAUUUUUCUGAUUCUGAAAAUGAAGAUUACGAAGUCUGCUGUACGCAAGGUUCAUGUGGAAUAUCGAGCGGAAACGCAUUGCCUUUUGACCCUUCGUCUAUAGAAAAAGUAAUUCUUUCAAUAUCGGAUCAAUUCAAUUUCCGAGUUAUUUUAAACGAUGGAAGAGCAAGAAGUGCAGUAAUGAUUACGACAGGUCUAACUUUAGCGGGAGCUCUAAUCGGGAGACAUUAUGGCGGGAAAGUUGGCGCGGCCGUCGGCGGAGCCGUUGGCGGCGUUUGCGGCCUAGGAGUAGUUGCGGUCACGAUGCGAGAGAUCUGGCAAGAUAUAAAAGGAAAACUAUCUGAGCUUUUCGAAAUAGUGUACGAUUACCUAGCUGGCAUGGGUUUGGAUGACUACAGAAAAGCCGCCAAGUUCCUCACACAGCAGUCUGGAGGCAGCGCUCAGCUCGCAAUGGUCAUUAUGCAGGUCGCGACUGACUUGCUUGGCAAGAAAAUUGUAUCCAGUUUGACUGCUAUGUAAUUGUUUUAAGAUGAAUUAAUUUAUUUGAAUAUGUUU
Molecule: messenger RNA, 844 nt
Organism: Colias croceus (clouded yellow)
Lineage: Eukaryota; Metazoa; Arthropoda; Insecta; Lepidoptera; Pieridae
Exons: 3
Coding region: 275-808 (177 amino acids)
Source: RefSeq, a predicted model, not a curated record